Lathyrus oleraceus (garden pea) is the source of this 1137-nucleotide messenger RNA. RefSeq lists its product as uncharacterized. NCBI's taxonomy places the organism in Eukaryota, Viridiplantae, Streptophyta, Magnoliopsida, Fabales, Fabaceae. The record is from RefSeq and is a predicted model, not a curated record. The transcript is spliced from 5 exons. The coding region runs from base 82 to 777 and encodes 231 amino acids.
UAAAUUGUACAAAAUUACAAUCCAUCUAUUUGUAGUAGAACCAAACACAAGUUGUUCCAUUGAAAUCAAGUGAGUUGGGGCAUGAAUGUGGUCAUGUGUGAAAUGCAUUCUCCCACGUGCAGCACCGUUAUUUCAUCUUUCCACCACCUUAAUCGCCGGAGAAACACUCGGAACCCUAGCAUAUUACGCGCCAAAUCCUCAAUCCUCAUUCCCAAACAGGACACCAAACUAAAGGAUCCCUUAUCAGACUCCGCAUCUCGACGCCUCAUCCUUCUUCGCCAUGCAGAGAGUUCUUGGGAACAAACUGCUCUUCGCGACCAUGACCGGCCACUGAGUAAGUCUGGUAAGGAAGAUGCUGUGAAAAUUUCUCUCAAGCUCCAACAGUUGGGUUGGAUUCCUGAGCUUAUACUGUCUAGUGAUGCGGUGCGUACUAAGGAGACACUUAAGAUAAUGCAGGAGCAAGUGCAGGAACUACUGGAAGCUGAGGUUCAUUUUGUUUCUAGUUUCUAUUCGAUUGCGGCUAUGGACGGGCAAACUGCAGAUCACCUUCAAAAGGUUAUUUGUAAAUACUCAAGGGAUGAGAUAUUAACUGUCAUGUGCAUGGGGCAUAACAGGGGGUGGGAAGAGGCAGCUUCAAUGCUUUGCGGGGCAUCUGUAGAAUUAAAGACGUGCAAUGCUGCACUGCUCGAGACUGCUGGGAAAUCUUGGAACGAGGCAUUUGCCGCAGCAGGAUUCGGUGGGUGGAAGCUUCAAGGCAUAUUAAAACCAAGUAGCUAGCUAGUCAAGAUUUUCCAUACUUGGUAAUUUUGCUAAUGUUUGCUCAAAAGAUAAAGUUGGCAGCACCAUUGCUUAUUUUAGGAAUCCAAAGCGCCAUAGUUUGGUCAAGGGUUGACGGCUACAGAGCUGAUGACAAGAAGAGAAAAAUACUUGAUGGAAGAUGGAAACUGAUGAAAAAGGCUUGAUUUGGCAGAGCUCAUCCUUCAUUUACUGCUUGGUAUAGUAUAUAAAGCAUAUAGGUUCAUUGAAUUGAACUCAUGCUCUACUCAGUUGUUGCUGUUUAACAUACACAACUUCAUGUUUCAAAAGAGAAAAUAAUUGCUUUUCUAUAUCAUGCAGAUGCUGUUACAUGUUGCUUUA